Messenger RNA from Chara braunii, 2419 nucleotides. Lineage: Eukaryota; Viridiplantae; Streptophyta; Charophyceae; Charales; Characeae. The record is from the annotation of a GenBank genome assembly.
UUAAGGUGGAUUAUGACUUACAGUAUCAGCCAUUAUUGGUUAGGGGACUCUGCAGACUGUAGAGGGGUUCAGCUUCCUAAUGAGUGGUGGUUUACUAAUUCAAUUAGUCGUUGAUGGGUUUCGCUGUGCUCUGUGUCUGUGGAUAUGGUUGGCUUUUGCUGGACGCAGUAAGCGAGUUAUCACGACAAGCAUGGUGCUCAGCUGCGAGGUCGUGAAGAUUUUGUGUGCAGUUGUAGUGGUCUCGUUCCAGGGAAAAGUGAUGGAGCUGGUGCGGCAAUGGACGCUGAGGGACAGCUUGACUUGUUCUGCGUUGCCUGCUGCGAUUUACGCCCUCCAGAAUUAUUUGAUCCAGAUAGCAUACCAAAACCUGGACUUCCUCUCAUUCACCAUGCUAAAUCAGACGAAGUUGCUGUUCACCGCUUUCUUCAUGUUUAUUCUCCUAAGACACAAGCAAUCUCUACCACAGAUGGGUGCCUUGGUGCUGAUGGUUGUUGCAGCAGUGAUGUUGACCAUUGGCCAGGCAACACCUUCUGCUGUAUCAUUGACAGGACUUAAUAAUUUCAGAAAAGGUGCACUCUCUGUGCCGUCAUUCUUAGCGAAGGUUCUUCUUGACACCAAGGCGCUCUACACUGGUGUCAUCCCUGUAUUGUCCGCUUCUGUGCUAUCUGGUCUGGCGUCAACACUGUGCCAGAUGGCCAUGCAGAAUAAAGGCCGCAACACCUACCUGAUGACGGUGGAGAUGUCGCUGGCUGGGAGCUUGGUCUUGCUGUGCAGCAUGCUCCGGUCCCCGGAUGGGGAUAAAAUCGUUAAACAGGGGUUCUUCUAUGCCUGGGAGAAAACCACCAUGAUCCCAGUUGUUUCUAAUGCGUUUGGCGGUAUUAUGGUGGGUGUUGUCACCAAGCAUGUCGGGGGUGUGAAGAAGGGUUUCGCCAUUGUGUCUGCACUCAUUGUGACCGGGAUUGGUCAGGUUCUGAUAGAUGGUCAUUUACCAUCUCCAUACGUCUGGGUAUCACUUCCGCUUGUGGUUGGCAGCACACUGAUUCAUACUCGAUACCCGUAUGUGAAACAAGUGAAGACGGUAUAGCAGCCAAGCGUCGAGUGACUGUUCUCCACUUGGAGGUGAGAUGCUACUAUCAGAUGGAUCACGAUGACUCCAACAUCACAAACAUCACUGUGAAGAUGUAAGGGGCAAUUUGAAUUGCAGAGUUGUGGGCAACUGUUCGCAUCUGAUAACUUUGUUCUUGGAAGUUUUUCAGUGGACCGUUCGGUCCUUCGAUCCCCGACAUCCUGUUCAUUCGCCGAGUUGCAAUCAGGAGGUUGGCAGGUCAACGGUGACCAUUCGGUCCUUCGAUCCCCAACAUCCUGUUCAUUCAUGAUGUGUGACAUUUCUUCCAAUUCUGCGGACUCCGCGGGAUGCCAUUCGUCAAUAAUGCAACUUGGCCUCUCUCUCUCUCUCUCUCUCUCUCUCUCUCUCUCUCUCUCUCUCUCUCUCUCUCUCUCGCUCGCUCGCUCUCUCGCUCUCCCCCCUUCUUUCUCUCUCUCUCUCCCCUGUCCACUUCCCCACCCUCUUCCUCUCUCUCUCUCUCCUUCUUGUUAUCUGUCUUCUUCUCUUCUUCAAGAAGGGAAGAACAAUGGGCUGGCCCAAGUUCCAGUAUUUGCAGAGAUGAGGCAUGCUGGAAAUUGUUGAUGGUUUUGUYGAUGCCUUGAAAGCCAAGUUUGACCCGUACGUUCUUCUGAAAAGAAGCCAACACUCUCAGUUUGUUGGAUGUGAACAGCUGAUAGUGUGUCACCCAGUUUGAACCUCACGCAGAGGGAAUAAAUUCUUCGGCACCACUUCGGACUCAGGCUCAUCUAGGGGCAUGGAUGGUAUCCUCCUGAGUACUCAGCCGAAUCUGUGCCAGGGCGCUCUGCCGAAUCCGCUCCAGGGUGCUCUCCCGAAUCCGCUCCAGGGCGCUCUCCUGAUCGUUUAUGCCACGUUCCACACUGCAAGGCCGGGGAGGAUGCAGUAGAUUGUGACUCAUGAACGGUGUCAUGAGGGGAUGGGAACACUCGACAUGUCGUUGCGCUCACUCAUCUCUGUCUGUAUUCUAUUUGGACCAGUGUGUUGGUUCUCUGUGAGCAGAUGACGAACAGGGAGGAUGCGCUCUUGGACAACGUCUGGAAUUUUGUUGCCUGUUUGUGUCCUGUGUGGAGUUGUGUAAAUUGCCAGAGAUUGAUCACCAUUUUUGGAGGUUCUCUCGGGCUGGAGGAGAGGAAGAAAGAGUUAUGGGACUGGGCCGUCCCGUGCCAGAGAUCUGAUCGUCAUUUUUGGAGGCUCUCUCAGGCAGGAGGAGAGGGAAAGAAAGAGUUAUGGGACUGUGCUGUCCCUCGUUCAUUUUUUGUUCCACAGCUUGUUGAAUAAUGAAGCAUGUCGCAUUCG